Paraglomus brasilianum is the source of this 1755-nucleotide messenger RNA. The record is from the annotation of a GenBank genome assembly. NCBI's taxonomy places the organism in Eukaryota, Fungi, Glomeromycota, Glomeromycetes, Paraglomerales, Paraglomeraceae.
AUGUUUGCUAUCAUCGAAAACGAGGAUAAACAUGUGAUCACUAUUGGAAAGGAUAUCAAGAUCAAAACGGUUUAUACUCGCCAUCAUAGGCGCGAAACCAUCAAAUAUCUCAACACCACCGACGUAAUGGAUGAUGAAUACUCGUUGUCACAUCAGAGCUCCGACUCUUCUUCGUUGUUCUCGUCGUCCUCCUCGUCUUUACCUCCCAUCUCCCCUACCAAAACCUCCGCUAUCAGAACAUCUGCCAGCAAUGAUUCUUCCUUCAAACCUCUUCUGAAAUACUUUGUCCAUUGCUUCAAAAUACUCGUCCUGACAUUUGUCUUCGACUGGACACAACUCGUUCGCCAUCCUGUGGCAUCAUUUGCAACUCUGACUAUGUACCCGACUGCAUGUUUGGUAAUGGCCGUUGUCGCCGUAGCUUUUUAUAUUGCUGAAAAAUACGGACUUAGACAGACAAAUAACAACCUAUCAAUAUGUAACUGGUUUUAUCCAGAGAUGUUUGAUAAAGACAAGAAGGCUCUUAUAGAUACUGCUAGCAGUUUUCUCGAAGACCCAAUAUCUCUCAAAUGUGAUGACACAUUAAAGAUAACAACUUACAGCGACUACAAGGACGAGCGCUUUUCCCGCCCAUCUUUCAACAUAGACGUUGCGAAAUGUUUGCUAGUUUUAUCUGCUCUCAUAUAUGAACGCAAGGACCCCAAAGAGAUCAACCGGACCGAUUAUCCUAUUCACUUCACUGAGUCGGCUCCUUACAACGAAUUCAUUAAGAAAACCGCCAAGAGUUGGAAUCUAAAAUUCAGAACACUAUCCGAACUAGGAUCAGAUGCCAGUCCGUUUUGUGGCGCGUUCUAUCAGCGUGAUAAAAACUUUAUCGUAGUUGUGUUUAAAGGAACGUCACCGAGUGACUUUUCCGAAUGGUUGAUUGACGCUACUUUUAUGCGCACUGAUGCCAGGACACAUUUGUUCGGUGAAGUGCAUGAAGGUUUUUACAAAGCUUUGUUUGGAGAUUCGUUCAAGGGACGCUCCAAGUCGAUCGAGGAUUAUUCGUACAGGACCAUAUUGGCCAAUCUGCACGAGAUUAUGAAGGAAAUUCGCGCUAACCGGACUUACGCUAAUAAUGGCACAAAAAGCGCUUCAAAUUCGGUGGCGGAAGAGAAGAUCAACGUUUGGGUUACUGGCCAUUCGCUAGGAAGCGCUCUUGCAACUUUGUUCUAUUCGAGAUUAAUGUGCAGUCCUGCAGAUUUACCAGAUGGGUGUAUUUUAAGAGAUGCCUACGUCUACGGAACACCAUGCAUUGGCAACAGUCAGUAUGCUGUUAAGUUUGCCUCUACCUGUAACACGCCUUCCUCUCGCUUCAAUACUCUCUGGCGCGUAAUCUGCGACCAAGACAUGGUCUGCCGGGUGCCUAUUGGAUUUGACGAACCCGAUCUACUUCGAUUCGCUAGCGAAAAUUAUCUUUUUAACUACACGCACGUUGGGGAAGCCGUAAGAUUCUUCCAGGACGGGCGUAAGCCGGAGGCAAAAUUCGAGCAUUGGCUCCAGUCGAACGAGAAUGGUCGGCCCAUAGAGAGUUUGGACGAAAAGAAUAAAUUUCCGGAAUCCCGUUGGAAAAAGAUACAUGAGAUGACGCCGGCUUGUUUUAAAGAUCAUUUUCCAUACAGAUACUUAAACGCUAUGGAAAACGCAAGUGUGUAUUUUCCGGAUGCUGCUACUACAAAGAGAUUUUAUGAUACAAUUCAACUGGCCAAAGAGUAA